Plodia interpunctella (Indianmeal moth) is the source of this 6820-nucleotide messenger RNA. RefSeq lists its product as uncharacterized. NCBI's taxonomy places the organism in Eukaryota, Metazoa, Arthropoda, Insecta, Lepidoptera, Pyralidae. The record is from RefSeq and is a predicted model, not a curated record. Gene Ontology annotation, molecular function: protein binding; ubiquitin protein ligase activity. Bases 231 to 3470 code for a protein of 1079 amino acids. Gene Ontology annotation, biological process: ubiquitin-dependent protein catabolic process; protein polyubiquitination. The transcript has 19 exons.
UCAUUCGUCGGGUGAUUUCUUUUAUGAAAAAGUCGCAAAUUUUGCUGAAAUCAAUCGCAUUAUGUGGUUCAUUAUGGUUUAAAAUAUGUCUGCACUAUUCUGUAAACAUGAUACCGAAAAAAUGCUGCGUGUUUCGGGAUAGAUUUUAUCAUGUAUAGGAUCUCGCAAUCCUGACAGCUACAAAACCAAAUAGUGAAAACAAAGCCAUUAAUUUUGUGAAUAGCAUUGCAAUGUUUCCUCAGACGAGUAAGGAUACAUUCUUGGAGCAGACAAAAGCGGCUCGAGAAGAGCGGGCUCUGGAAAAGAAACGUGAACAAUCCGCGGUAAAGAUCCAGGCCCUCGUAAAAGGGUGGCUAGCCCGACAAAGAUUCACAAAGCUUAUUCUCAACGAGUUUGAUCAGCUGCUACCAGAUUCAGGGACCCACACACACGAGGUCCAGGAAGAGCCAAAUGCUUCAUCGGACCUUGUGCCCGCUCUUGAACUAUACAAGAGCACUUGCCAUCUGUUCCUAAUAUUCAAGCAGCAACGGGACAAGAAGAGAUUUGAGAAACUGUGCAAGUACAUUGUACAUAGUCUGCAUUCUGAGUCAGUGAAGCUCUCUUAUGUUGGAGUGUUCUUGAAUAAAGAUUACAGCAUUCGCUGGAUAACACACAUCAAAGAACUGCUCUACAAAUGUUGCCAGUACCUUGAGGAAUUGAAACCAGAAUCACCCAUAGACAUGCAAAGCAUCCUUGUCCACCUCCACACGCUGGUUGCCUUCACAGCGACCAACACCUGGGCUCUAACAAGACUGAAAAACUUUGAGAAGCUCCGCGGGGGCAUGAACCAGCUCUGUGCAAAUGUUAUGGGAUCACUUUUUCAUAAAGGAUAUUAUUUGACUUUGAAGUCACUAUUGCUGCGAGGUCUUUGCCGUGAAAAAGUAUCCCUCAAGACGGUAGCCCUGACAGCUAUCAUCACACUGUCGCUACGGCCGCUGGUGUCCGCUCAGUUCUCGGAGAAACUACUCACUAUGUACAUCAUACAGAUAAUGUCAGUGCCCACGCUUGUGCACCACAUGCAUCAGAUAUCUCCUGAGAGCAUCGCAGCAUUCCGCACUCACUCAAUGUUCGACAAGAGCAUGGAAUUCCUCAGCACGGACCAGAACAUGAGGAUUGUGUUCAACACGCUGGAGGGGAACUACGCACUCUGCCUGUUGGCCAACGUGAUACAGCUGGCUCACUCCGAGAGGGAACAUGCUCUACCACAGACAUAUUAUCCUACUUUUGUGUUGGUAGUGACCCGCUUCCUGGACUCGUGCCAGCAGUACGUGGUCUGCAAGAAGGGCAACCUGAGCAACUGGCAUCCGAUCCUUGGCUGGUUCUCUCAGAGUUUCGACGCUUACCUCCCCCCGGCGAUGGGGAACUUGCGAAAACAGUUGAACUUAUUGUGGGGAGCUCCGAUGUUGAAGAAAAUGCUGGCUCAGCCGCUGAAGGAAAUGCUGGACGCGGGGGUGACGGGAGAGGAGGGGGCGGGGCCCUCGCAGCCCUCCACCCCGGUGCAGAGUAACAACCCCGCUGCGAUCAUCCGGAGGGCUAUUGAAGCUAGAACUAAUAGGGCGAAUCCAAACAAAAACUACAGGAAACUAGGAUCCCCAGACUGCACGAAGGCGGCUCUGAUCUGCUCCAUGUACCACACGGCGCUGCAAACUAUGAAGCAGAUUAAUCUAGAUAUCUUGACUGGUCUGUGCAACCAGGACGAGAUCCUGUAUUAUCUGUGGCAGUUCCUAUGUACCUUGGGCUCGAGUUGCGGGCUGAAGUCUUUCUUGGACCUGCUGGCCGUCAACACCAAGACAUCUGCGCCGGAGUUCCAGAUGCUCAUACUGUUUGCUGACUGCAUGACUCAUUAUGUUACGAUACUAGACGACAUGGAAAUGUAUGAGCAGCAGGAGCCAUUCAAGCUGCAAGACUUCAUCAACAUGUCACUGUUUCUAAACAUGUUUGUUUACAAGUCCAUUAUGGGGCAACUUUUUGAUCUCAAAAGCAUCCAAAGCAAUGAGUUGUUCAACUCACUGCACACCCUACUGCUAGUCCUGUACAGACGAGAUUGCCGUAGGAGCUACACGCCGGCCAACCAUUGGUUGGUGAGGGACAUCCGCACUGCGCAGUUCAUGGCCGACUUGGAGAAGGGGAAGAAACCUCAACAGGUUUUAGUGCAAAAGACUCCACACAUGAUCGCCCAUGGAGAGCGAGUUAGAUUGUUUAGACGAGCCGUUUCUGAUGAGAAGAUGGUGCUAGGUCUGACGGAGCGCGCAUGCGCGGGUCGGUCGACGCUGGUGACGGUGCGGCGCGGGCGGCUGGUGGAGGACGGCUACCGGCAGCUGGCGGCGCUGCCGAGUCGCGCGCUCAAGGGCUGCGUGCGCGUGCGCUUCAUCAACGAGCAGGGGCUGGACGAGGCGGGCAUCGACCAGGACGGGGUGUUCAAAGAAUUCUUAGAAGAAACGAUAAAGCGAGUGUUCGAUCCGUCCCUCAACUUGUUCCGCGUGACGAGCGAGGAGCGACUGUACCCGUCCCCCACCUCCUGCCUGCAAGAAAACCAUCUGCAACUCUUCGAAUUUAUCGGCAGAAUGCUUGGGAAAGCUGUUUAUGAGGGUAUCGUGGUGGACGUGCCAUUUGCUUCGUUCUUCCUCACGCAAGUGCUGGGGCAGACGCAGCAAGCGCUGUACAGCUGGAUAGAUGAGCUGCCUUCGUUGGACCGGGACCUGUACAGGAGUCUCACUUAUAUUAAACAUUUUCAGGGCGAUAUAUCAUCACUAGAACUGACGUUCUCCGUGGACGAAGAGAGGCUGGGUGAAAUUGUAACGCACGAACUCAUACCCGGCGGCAAAGCUGUCCCGGUCACCAACGAAAACAAAAUAAACUACAUACAUUUGAUGGCUCACUUCCGCAUGCACACGCAGAUCAAGGACCAAACCAACGCUUUUAUAAAAGGCUUUAGAACUAUCAUAAAUCCAGAGUGGCUGUCACUGUUUUCCACGCCAGAACUCCAAAGACUAAUAAGCGGCGACAACGUGCCGCUAGACCUGCGAGACUUGAGGCGACACACGCAGUACUACGGGGGCUUCCACGACUCACACCGAGUGGUUUGUUGGUUGUGGGACGUACUCCAGAGGGAUUUCAGCGAACACGAGCGAGCCAUGUUCCUCAAGUUUGUGACGUCGUGCUCCAAGCCACCGGUGUUGGGUUUCGCUCAUCUCAAGCCACCGUUCUCGAUACGGUGUGUGGAAGUCGGCGACGACGAAGACACCGGUGAUACCAUAGGUAGUGUUAUCCGUGGUUUCUUCACGAUACGGAAGAAAGAUCCCCUGAAUAGACUACCGACCUCCUCCACGUGUUUCAACCUCCUCAAGCUCCCCAACUACCAAAAACGAAGCACAUUACGAGACAAACUGCGAUACGCCGUCAACAGCAAUACCGGUUUUGAACUUUCAUAAGGUGGGCAAACGAUAAUUGGUCGAGACUUACAGUCAGAUUUGUCAUAUACGUGACACUAAAAAAGAAGAAAGAAGGCAAGAAGUGAGGCACCUGAUUAGAAAUAAUUAAAUUUUGCUAUUAUUAAUAUUGCUAAAUCAUAAACUAGCCCAGUCUAAUGCAUGUAACUCCUGCCCAGUCCUACUACAAAUAUCUGUCUUUUUUAUUAUUUAAGUUCCUUUCUUAUUUUCAUACUGAAAAUUCUGGAAAUAUAUUUUUUUUCUAUUUUAGUAUACACUAUCAUCAUCAGUAUCAUAGAAAACUACCGCUAUUUUUUAAACAAUCUUUCAUCCACAAUUGGCACUCAGGGGCUAGUUUUUGAAAGAAAUUGUUUGACCUCGAACCUCUAGCUAUAUACGUAGGUAAGAUAUUUCAUCACAGUCGGCCCAGUGGUUUAGACGGGAAAACGUAACAGACAAACAAGUUUUUUCUUUUUUGAAACAAUAAAAAACUGGGUUUUUAAAUAUUCGGUAUCACUCCAUAUGUUAAUAAUGAAGAAUUAUGGAGUUAACGCCAAUGAAUGCGUCUAGGUGCACUGGUAUAGUGAAAGGUUGAUUACCAAAGAAAAAUUGUUGCGCAUGUGCGUGGAACAUAAGCACUACAUCAGCGCCCCAAGCGGCAAAUUCACUCACGUUAGCACUCAUUAUUACCCGUAGUCAGAGAAAGCUAUAGACUUCAUAAUAUCUUUCGUUUCGCUGAUACGAAAAAGAUAAAUGCGUAUUAAAAAUACGCGAAAAGAAACAGCAAUAUAUUUUGUCCCUCUAUUUGUACCUGGUUUUACAAAGUCCAAUUUGCCGCUUUGUAUGAGAUGAGCCGGGAAGUUGUAUUUGUUCUAUCUCAUUUGGCAACACUAGCACGUCGUCUUUAGUUUUCUUAGUCUCUGGUAAUAUGUUUGAACUGUGCCACAUUGCCAUUAGGAGUCUGGCAGAUUAAAGACUGCUGUUGAUUCACGAGUUUCUUACAAGCUCGGACGAAUGCGUAAACGAAUAUUCGUUGUAAUGUAAAUUAUUUUAUAUAUUUAUUGGAUCGGUUAGACCCGUUAUAGCUGUUGGAUUUUUGUAUAAUAUACUAUACCAAGUUGUCUCUAUAUGGUAUUUAUUUAUCACUUAUAUAUCGACAAUGUUGUAUAGUAUUAAACUAAUGUAUAUAGUUUUAGUAAUAUGCGUGGUAUAGAAACUUUUGUAUCGUAUUUUAUAUGAAUAAAAAAAAUGGUAAUGUAUUGGACAUUGAAAAUUGACAAGUUUUGUAAAAAGAUUUUUUGCAAUUAAUUCUACGAAUUCUUAUCACUUGCACCAUCUGUGUGUAUCACAAUUUUGUCCUAUCCUUUGCAAACUUUUUUUACAUUUUAUGCACACUGAUAUCCGUCAUUUAUUGAGCGCAUUUGCUAUAUAUGUUUUGCCUAAAUAUGUCCUAUAAGGCCUAACUGGAUAUGGCAAACAAAGACUAGCAUAAAACUGUAAAAAUAAACCUACUAUUAUUGAUACGAGUUGUGCAUUGCGCUAUUCGCGUAAUACUGUCAUGGUCUUAAUAUUAAAUCUCGCUGUGUAUGUAUUGUAUAUUGUUUUCAAAUGGGCGGUUAAAGGUGAAUCGUUAUCCAUCAUACGACACAGCCUGUGGAGAGUGAUUUAGAUCUAUCUAAUGUCUCCGCUUAUGGAAACGUCACAGCCAUAUUAUAGAAUCCGGAUAGUAACGGAUUUCAGCGGUUUUGCUAUCCGGCUGAACGGAAAGUAGCCGUUUUACAAAGCGGAUCAGUUUUGCAAAUUGUCGCUUUUGUAAAACUGCGGAUUCCACAAUAUGGCAUGCGACAUAGUCACCGUUUGGCCCUCGGGACACAGAAUUAGUUCAUUAUAAUACAUUCAUGUCUACUAGAGGUUACACUAACGCAAUCUGGUGGGAAGAAUAAUCCUACGAAAUAUCCUCUUCAUAAUACGUGUAUGGAUAAUAUUUUCGUUUGCUUUAUUCGGAAGCUGUAUUUUAAAUAAUUUUCAGAAGUUGAAAGAUACUUGUCGGUUGGAACUACACUUCACGUCAGAAUAAUAUAGUGUCGGUAGUGACCGCAUACGUGAUAUCUUGUGAUAACAAAGUGUAGGCCAACCUUAAAUUUAUAAAACGAAUUCUAAAUGAAACCAGUCCAAGUUAUAAAUAAAUGGGUGUAAAUAGACAAUAAAGUCGUUAGUUUAUGGUAUGAAUGUCGAAUUUAUUUAUUUUUACCUAUAUGUACAGUACAAAACUUUCACCUUUUAUUAUUUUCAUAGAUGAUCCUCAUUAAUUUUGUAAUUAUAUUUGUAAAAUUUGUUAGGUCAUGUAUGUUUCCCGUCUUAGUAGUUAUGAUAAUAUUGUUAAUAUACAAACCUGUAUUGGUAUUACAUACGAUGGUAAUCAUUUAUUUCAUAAUGUUCGAUCAUUUGUAUUAUACAUUAUGUUAAUAAUACCAUAAAAUUUAGAAAUAUGUCUGAAAAGUUGUGUUUUUAGUAUAUGCCGUUCGUUGCAUAAUUUGGCGGCUUUUAAAUACAUUUAUCAGUGUUCGAGCGAAGUUCAAUUUUUGAAUGUUUCCCACAGCCGAUUAUUCUGUUCAAUUUCAUUCAUUUUACUGAAUUAAAAAGUGGUCAUUUGUACUGAAAUGCCCCAAAAAUUUGGCUUAUUUUGGGCCGAAACUAAAGGGCCGAAACAAGGCUGGUGAACACUGUGGCCACUAUUGUGGCCUAUUCGGUCGGACACUAAUACUUGUCUAGGUACUAUUCAUACCGACUUGUCGACUUCUACAAAAAGCAUGUUCGUCAGAUUGUCAAGACCGAGACAGAAAAAAAGACAGGCUGUUUCUGUUUAUAGAGCGCUAUCUCUGCCUAGCACUUACACGUCGACUGACAAACAUCACCAUUAGUGUAGGACAGAGAUAAUGCUCUACAAACCUAAUGUCUUUCUAAAUAAUCGCUGUGCAAUAUUUAUUGCUGGAGUAUGUACACUCGCCGUUACAAUAUCUAUAUUUCAUAAUAAUAAUAGUUUCAUAAAUCUCACACACAUUAAACGUUGGAUUUCUUUGUUUUAGUCUAUUGCAAAUAUUUUAUUAAACAAAUCUAUGUUCUGUUAUACUUUCAUUCAUAUGAGUUUUGUGCAAUUUCUGCAACAUUUAGGACCUCUUGAACAAAGAUUAUGAUUUCUGCUGUUUGUAUGUUUCUAUUUGCUAUCGACAUCUUUGGUAUAUUGAUGUGAAUACAUAUAACUAGAUCAUUCUAUGGAAUAUUUUGUACUAGCCACGUAAAUAUGUUGUAUAACACAAUGUGAUUCUCUGUGAUAAAAUAAUUGAUAUUUAUUA